Molecule: messenger RNA, 623 nt
Organism: Leptomonas pyrrhocoris
Lineage: Eukaryota; Euglenozoa; Kinetoplastea; Trypanosomatida; Trypanosomatidae
Product: putative Small nuclear ribonucleoprotein
Exons: 1
Coding region: 285-623 (112 amino acids)
Biological process (GO): RNA processing; spliceosomal snRNP assembly
Cellular component (GO): spliceosomal tri-snRNP complex; pICln-Sm protein complex; U12-type spliceosomal complex
Molecular function (GO): RNA binding
Source: RefSeq, a predicted model, not a curated record
AGGAAAACUGUCUGAGAAAGAACGAAACACAUUCGAAACGGGUGGAAGGAAGCGAUAUCGGUGCGAGGACUGCGCGUUGUUCUCGUUCUCAAGCUCGUAUUUCUUUAUACUUUGCGACGCAGAAAAGGAAGGACUGUCGUAUUGCCAAUAACGAAUUCUCACACGUAAUUCUCUCGCGGCUGUGGUGCGUUGUUUUUUCCCUUUGGAACAGCGUUUUUCAAGGAAACACUACGCGAAUCCGCGUGUAACCUUCGAUCACACACGCUCAAAAUUCUUCACCUACGAUGGCCGAAAGCAUCCCAUUGAAGGUGCUGUUUGAUGCGCUGCACCUGCCUGUUUCAAUAGAGGUCGCCACGGGUGAGGUGUACCAUGGCACGCUAGAAGAUCUCCAAAACAACAUGAAUGUGCUUCUCAAGGACGCCACCAAAACCGUGCGCAACGGCACGGAGACGAAAAUGGAGUCCGUCUUUGUGCGCGGCUCGAACGUGGUUUUUUUCCAGCUGCCCGACGCGUUGCAGACGAGUCCGGCGUUGCUGCGUGCGGGCGAGGUCGUGUCCAAGGCGAAGGACACGCGCGGCGAAGGGAAAGGCUUUGGUGCUGCUCGCAAGCGUCAGCGGUCGUAA